Indicator indicator is the source of this 1314-nucleotide messenger RNA. RefSeq names its product leucine rich repeat containing 17 (gene LRRC17). The record is from RefSeq and is a predicted model, not a curated record. The transcript is spliced from 3 exons. Lineage: Eukaryota; Metazoa; Chordata; Aves; Piciformes; Indicatoridae. Gene Ontology annotation, molecular function: protein binding. Bases 1 to 1314 code for a protein of 437 amino acids.
AUGCAAGUAGUUACUAUUAUACUACUACUCCUUCUUUGUAAAGCAUCUGACUGUAGGAAGGCAAGGAACAGGAGUCCGAGAAACCAUGGAAGGGAAAACAUCUUAAGGAAAGCACCUAGCACUGCUAAGCGCAGUGCCAGAGGCUUCCCAUGUGAAAUAUACACUUAUCUUCAUGAGAAAUAUCUAGAUUGUCAGGAAAGAAAGCUGAGUUUUGUGGCACCUGAUUGGCCAGAAGAUUUAAAACACAUGCUGCUUGCAAGAAACAGGAUUCGUAAACUGAAGAACAAUAUGUUUUCCCAGUAUAAAAUAUUAAAAAGUCUGGAUUUACAACAGAAUGAGAUAUCCAAAAUUGAGAGUGAGGCUUUUUUGGGGUUGAAUAAGCUUACUACACUCUUGCUUCAGCAUAACCAAAUUAAGAGUUUAUCUGAGGAAAUUUUCAUUUAUACACCUAGUCUAAACUACCUGCGUCUUUACGACAAUCCGUGGCAUUGCAACUGUGAACUAGAAACUCUCAUUACAAUGCUGCAAGUUCCAACAAACAGGAAUCUGGGAAAUUAUGCCAAGUGUGUGCACCCAACAGAACUGAAAAAUCAAAAGCUAAAGCAGAUAAAAGUUGAACAGCUGUGUAAUGAAGAGGACAGGCAGGAGCCUCAAAACAUAAAGCAGAAGCCUGAAGCUGUCAAACCAGAAUUUGAUUCCUCUUUGUGCCAUAUGUAUGUAUUUCCUGCACCAACGCUGAACUGCCAAAGGAAAGAUUUAAAGAAAGUUCCAGGUAACAUACCUCCAGACAUAGUUAAACUUGACUUGUCCAACAACAAAAUUAGACAGCUACGCGCCAAAGAGUUUGAAGAUGUCAGUGAACUGAAGAUACUAAACCUGAACAGUAAUGGAAUAGCUUACAUUGAUCCUGCUGCUUUCUCAGGCCUCAAUAACUUAGAGGAGCUGGAUCUAUCAAACAACAGCUUACAGAAUUUUGAAUAUGGAGUACUAGAAGAUCUUUACUUCCUGAAAAUACUGUGGCUGAGAGAGAAUCCUUGGAGAUGUGAUUAUAAUAUUCAUUACCUUUUCUACUGGUUGAAGCAUCACUACAACGUUCAUUACAAUGGCCUUGAGUGCAAAAUGCCUGAGGAAUACAAAGGCUGGUCUGUUGGAAAAUACGUUCAGAGUUACUAUGAGGAGUGUCCAAAAGACAAGCUGCCCACUUAUCCAGAAACUUUUGAUCUGGACAAAGAGGAUGAGGAGUGGGAACGACACAAAGAACAAUCAGUUCAGACAGUGAAAAAGCAUGGUGUGAUUGUCACUGUGAUAGGCUAA